CAAAACCUGAGAAACAGAGAAGAUUGAAAAUGAGAGACACGAAGACGACGACUAAGAGAUAUGUCGUCGUCUUCGUUAUAUCAUCCGUUUUGUCUCUCCAUCUCCUCCGUUCUCCUCCUCCUCCUAUUAAUCUUCUCCGGAGAAUUUCCCUCCACCGCAGGAACUUCAUCACCGGACACCAAAGCCGCAGCCGCACGUGCGACUAACAGAGGAAGGAGGAAUAAGCAAUCCGCGGAGUUCUUACUCGCGCACAACGCAGCGCGUGUAGCUUCAGGCGCGUCGAAUCUAAGAUGGGAUCAAGGGUUGGCCCGUUUCGCAUCUAAAUGGGCCAAACAACGUAAAUCGGAUUGUAAAAUGACCCAUUCAGGUGGGCCUUACGGAGAGAAUAUUUUCAGGUACCAAAGGAGUGAGAAUUGGUCGCCGAGGAGAGUUGUUGAUAAAUGGAUGGAUGAAAGUUUGAACUACGAUCGGGUGGCUAAUACGUGCAAGUCUGGUGCCAUGUGCGGUCAUUAUACGCAGAUCGUUUGGCGUACAACCACAGCCGUUGGAUGCGCUCGUUCUAAAUGCGAUAACAACCGUGGAUUCCUAGUGAUUUGCGAGUAUUCACCUUCGGGGAAUUACGAAGGCGAAAGUCCUUUUGAUAUACCUAAAAUAACAUUGAAAUUAGACAAGAUUUAA
Molecule: messenger RNA, 678 nt
Organism: Arabidopsis thaliana (thale cress)
Lineage: Eukaryota; Viridiplantae; Streptophyta; Magnoliopsida; Brassicales; Brassicaceae
Product: CAP (Cysteine-rich secretory proteins, Antigen 5, and Pathogenesis-related 1 protein) superfamily protein
Exons: 1
Coding region: 61-678 (205 amino acids)
Cellular component (GO): extracellular region
Source: RefSeq, marked reviewed